This is a messenger RNA of Zingiber officinale, 1750 nucleotides long. RefSeq lists its product as uncharacterized. The coding region runs from base 426 to 1433 and encodes 335 amino acids. NCBI's taxonomy places the organism in Eukaryota, Viridiplantae, Streptophyta, Magnoliopsida, Zingiberales, Zingiberaceae. The transcript is spliced from 4 exons. The record is from RefSeq and is a predicted model, not a curated record.
GGUACUCCCGUCUGCUUGCGUCUGAUCUAUUUCUUUAUCCUCCCCUGGAAACGCAUCGCACCCUCGACUCCGCCUCGUAUUUUCCUCCUCCUACCUUUUCCCUCUACCAUUCUCUACCCCGCACCAGUUUCGCCGUCGCCGCCCAUUUUAACAGGAGCUAAGCCACCCGCCCGAGCUCUGUAUUAAAUGUCACCCCGAGAACUUAAGAAGUGUGAAGUCAAUUGAAAGAGUUGCUAGAUGUGAAUUUUAUCCGAUCAUCCAAGGCACCCUAUAGAGCACCGGUGUUAUUCCAAAGGAAGUUUGAUGUAUCACUUCGGGUGUGCAUAAACUAUUCGGCUCUCAACAAAGUAAUAGUCAGGAACAAGUACCCUAUCCCACUCAUUGGAGACUUGUUUGAUCAGCUCGGCAUCACAAGUCUGUCAAAAAUGGUGAGACAUCCUAGGGCACUUCAUAGACGUUCAUCUCGUAGACUCAGGUUGGCCCCAUAUCCAAUUCCCUCAUAUGACUGGAAGGUUUCUGAGAAAGAAGUUGAUUCAAAAAAGACCUCUGUGACCUCAGAGAAGAGGGACUGGGAAGAUGUCACUUGCUCAGUGUGCAUGGAGUAUCCACAUAAUGCUGUUUUACUUCUUUGCUCUUCGCAUGACAAGGGCUGCCGGCCCUACAUGUGUGGGACUAGCUAUCGUCACUCAAAUUGCCUUGAUCAAUUCAAGAAUGCAUAUACAAAAAUGGCAACUAAUUAUGAUCAAGGUGCAGAAAAUGCAGCCCUCAGAUCACACAACUCUCACUUGAUACCAUUACCAUUUGAGAAGUCCAAGAAAAUGGAGCUUGCAUGCCCUUUGUGCCGAGGGCAGGUAAAGGGAUGGACCGUGGUAAAUCCGGCACGAGAGUAUCUCAACAAGAAAAAGAGAAGCUGCGCGCAAGAAGAUUGCUCAUUUGUGGGGACUUACAAGGAGCUCAGCAGGCAUGUUAGAUCUGAACAUCCAUCUUCAAAUCCACAUGAGGUGGAUCCUGUGCUUGAACAGAAGUGGAGGAUGCUUGAGCAUGAAAGGGAGCGACAAGAUGUCAUUAGUACAAUAAGGUCAUCAAUGCCAAGGUCAGUGGUAGUCGGGGAUUAUGUGAUUGAGACGGGAAACAGUGAGACAAAUACGGAUGAUGAGGCUGGUGAUAGGCAUGGAGAUCUUGACUUGGAGAACCGUGGCAUUAGUGGUAGCAUCCUGUACCUUUUUCUGAGAGAAAGUGCACGUCUCAUGAGUCUUUACCAAGACAAUGAGGAGAUAGAGGCGAUAGGGGAUCCUCCAAACAGUGAGGAUGCUGAUGUUGUUAUCCUGGAUGAGGAUAAUUAUGUGACUCCAGUUGUAACUCAAACGAACCGUACAGAUGCACAAAGAGCUGAGAGGAGGCAUAGGCGGAGGCGUAGGAGCCAUGGAAGGUGAAGAAGAGCCCACUUUGUUGGAUUAUACUGCCUCAAGCAGAAACUAAACUAGAGAAUUUCUUUCUCCCGUAGUUUCUCAUCAGCAACUUAGUCUCUAGUUUAUUGAAACUAAAUCAGAGAAUCUCUAUUUCCCUUUCUGAGUGCCGGAAGGUCUGAGUGUUACCGGCAACCAAAAUUGAUGUCACCAUAUGCACUGCGACUCAUUCAUUUUGGAUAACCGACUCCUGUGCAUUUGAUGACUUUGCCUCUCCCAUAUGCACUUUGAUGUAUCAUUGUCUACAUUAUUAAAAAUAGAUUCCCCUCCCCCCUCUUUUUGUA